GUGUGUAGACAGUAGCAGUAGAAGGAAGGAGAAAGGAAAAAUAAAGGAGAAUGAAGAGGGUGGAAGGCGAAAAGGAUGAGGAAGUGGAAGAGCAGCCAAGCCUUAAUACUUAACUCUCCCUCCAUUUCCUCAAUAUUUUGCCUAAUAUCUAGUGUUUCUUGGCUUAAAACGUGUAGAUGGAAAUAACGAAAAGAAGAUAAAAGGAGAAACAAAAGAGGAGGACAAAGAAGAACAGAAAACAGGAAACGUAAAAGGAGGAAGAGCCAAACCUUGAUAUUUUUAGUUACAGGAGACUACACAAAGAAGGAAAGCAUGUGAGACAACAGAACACCGUCUGCAAGACCUAAUACUACAAGCCCAUCAUCAUUUCCCAGCAACAGCCAUGGCAACUCAAUCAGCAAGACGUCUUCUGUCCAAUACUGUUGAAAACUUAACUGUCAAAUUCUUCCCAGGAAUUUCCUUCAGUCAUUUAAGUGGAAAUUCUUAUGGCAGUGAGGCAGUAGCCAGCCUUCCACUACAAAUGGUGCUGUACUUCUCAACACUGUUCUUCCCUUGUUGGCUUGGAGCUUCGGUCAUCAUGAUGGCUGCAAAGUUUCAAUAUGUGUCCAACUUGUACCAGUGGAUUCUGGUGGCCAUCUACACAGCACUGCCACUCAUCGAGGUGGUGCGUCUCUACAUUGGAAACAUUGGCAACACUGAGGAAAAGGUCCCAGAGUUGGCAGGCAGCUGGCUCCUUACACUUUUGCUUCAGCUUCCCCUGCUAAGCUUCAUUCUACUGGUUCCUGGUACCCUUCCUUUGCCUCUUGACUAUGCUGUUAAUGUAAUCUUUCUCACAUUUCUUGUUCUCUAUGUCGUGUUUGGGUACAAGGCAGUGAGCACCACUGCUGCUCACCAGACUCGCCUCCAUCACCUGUAUCUGGUGAUGGGGCAGGGCACAAGUGAUUUGGAUGCUGAUGGGACAGGACUGGGAUGAGAUUGCAUAUUACAUGAUUGAAUUUAAUUACAAGUUAAAUCAUGCUUGGACUGUCUGCCUAAUCCCAGAAUGAGUUUGGCACCAACAGAUACAUUAAGCACUGUUCAGUGAUAUAAAAAUCCAGAGAAGUGUGGAUUGUUAGUCUAGGAAGCAGCAUUGUGAUAUUGUGAUGUUAGCUAAUCCUUUUAUGAGUCUUCCUCACUAGGUAAGCCAUGCACACCAAUUUUAAGCAACCCGUAUUCAGAGGUAUGCUUGGUACCAUAAUGUCACUGAUGGUUCCUCGGGAGUUUCUCAAUUAUGGGAAUAUAAGCAGAGUGGAGAUUAUUGAGGCUCACUGAUAUAACUUAGAAAAUGCCUCAUGGAUCGAGUUAGAGAGAAAAGUCAGCCUUCAGGCUCAUAAGAAUGACUAACAGAUUGAUUACAUAGAUGAAAAAGAGAAAAAAAUGUACUCAAAUUGAAUGCAUCAAUGAAAUAAUACACAAAUAAAUGCCGAAUGAAAUGAGGUCCACAUAAGUGUAAACAAUAACUACCAGCAAUACAUUAUAAAACAUGGCUGUCAUUGUUGUGUGGAGAGUGAAAUAUACAAAAUAUCAGUAUUUAA
Molecule: messenger RNA, 1574 nt
Organism: Portunus trituberculatus (swimming crab)
Lineage: Eukaryota; Metazoa; Arthropoda; Malacostraca; Decapoda; Portunidae
Product: transmembrane protein 17B-like
Exons: 5
Coding region: 383-973 (196 amino acids)
Biological process (GO): non-motile cilium assembly
Cellular component (GO): ciliary transition zone
Source: RefSeq, a predicted model, not a curated record